CGAGGCCCGUUUAGUCAGGGUUAGUUAUCUCCCUUAAACUUGCUCCCAUCCAAGGUGAAAUCUGACAUGAAAAGGUGCGAGCGAGGAAAUUGAUGUUUAUACAGCAAAACAAAACCUGGCCCUUAUCAACUCUUAUUACCUUUCAAUGCAUAGACAAACAGUUGUUGCAUCGUUCUUUUAUUGCUAAUUACAUGUUUCUUUCGUGAGUAUGACACAAUAUCGCAGCUUCUUAUGUAACCGACAUGUGUCCUAUUAUAAACGACAGUUGCUUCUCUGGAAAACCAUGACACUCAACAAAAGUACGAAAAGUGGUACAACGCAAAACCCCGUGGAAUUAUGCAUGAAUAUGGUUAGAAAAACUGAUUUUGAAAACUAUUUGUGCACCCUUUUGUAUCCCAAAUCAAUAAGAACCUCAGCUUUUGGACUAAGGGCAUUCAAUGCUGAAAUUGCCCAGGUAAAAGAUUUAACUACAGAUCCCAGAAUUGGUGAAAUCAGAUUGAAAUACUGGCAGGAUGUUGUUAACGAAAUAUAUCAGGGGAAACUGCCUCACUUACCUGUUGGACAGGAACUUGCAAGAGCUGUUCAAAAACACAAUUUGUCCAAACACUGGCUCCUACGACUCAUUGAUGCACGGUUCACCAGUCUGAAAGAGAAUCCAUUUACAAGUAUAAAGAAUAUGGAGGACUAUGCUGAGAAAACCGUUUCUUCUCUGCACUAUUUGCUUUUGGAAUGUUUGGGAAUCAAAAAUGUCCAUGCUGACCAUGUAAGCAGUCAUAUUGGCAAGGCAUAUGGAAUCAUCACUCAACUGCGUGGAGUACCGUAUCAUGGUUCAAAGCGAAAAGUAUAUCUUCCAUUAGACGUCCUCAUCAAACAUCAAGUGUCAGAAGAAGCUAUUGUACGUGGAAGAGAUGAUCAAAAAGUAAAAGAUGUUAUCUAUGACAUUGCUUCUGCUGCUCAUCAACAUCUCAAAUUGGCUCGAGAUUUGAAACAGCACAUCACCAAGGAAAUGCUGCCAGUCUUUUUAUCAACUGUCAUAUGCGAAGAGUACCUCAACAAACUCCAGAAAGUUGACUUUCAUGUAUUUCACCCUCGUCUGCAACAGAGAGAUAAUUUAUUACCAGUAAAGUUAUGGCUACAGACUAAAAGGGCGAAAUAUUAAAUAAUAUGUAUAUAUAUAUUGAUAAUCUGUGAAAAAUAUUAAAUUAUUUCAUAUUUCC
Octopus sinensis (East Asian common octopus) is the source of this 1217-nucleotide messenger RNA. Its product is annotated as NADH dehydrogenase (ubiquinone) complex I, assembly factor 6. The record is from RefSeq and is a predicted model, not a curated record. Gene Ontology annotation, biological process: biosynthetic process; mitochondrial respiratory chain complex I assembly. The coding region runs from base 209 to 1159 and encodes 316 amino acids. Lineage: Eukaryota; Metazoa; Mollusca; Cephalopoda; Octopoda; Octopodidae. The transcript has 10 exons. Gene Ontology annotation, cellular component: mitochondrion.